This is a messenger RNA of Racocetra fulgida, 319 nucleotides long. The record is from the annotation of a GenBank genome assembly. Lineage: Eukaryota; Fungi; Glomeromycota; Glomeromycetes; Diversisporales; Gigasporaceae.
GUCCACCAAAAGUUUACGAUUUUAAACAUAUUAAAAAAAAGAAAAAAACAGAAUGGGUCUUUUUUGACAAAGCUUAUCAACAUUGUGAAGAAUGUAAACGUAAUCAAAUGCUCUGUGAUAGAGAAAAAGAAUGUGUUUAUUGUCGACAAAGAGAGAAAAAUUGUUUAAAAUUAAAAUCUGUAAUUAGGAAAAAAAUACUCAAAAACAACAAAGGACAACGAUACAUCAGUCUGAUCGAAUCCUAUUGGUCAGGUUUUGGUAAACUUUAUUUGAAGCAUUAUAAAGAAAUUGAGGAUAUUGAAAAACAUAGAUGCAACAA